AUGAAUGUCUCCACGUCUACAAUAUCGACUAAGCGGCGCGGGCUGAAGAAGGUGGUGGAGGAGGAGAAUGCUGCGACGUUGCAGCUGGGGGAGGAAUUUCAGCUGCGACAGAUCAACCACCAGGGCCAGGAAGAAGAGCUGAUCGCGCUGAACCUCAGCGAGGCACGGCUGGUGAUCAAGGAGGCGCUGCAGCACCGGCGGCGGGUGUUCGGGCAGUGGCGGGACGGGCUGGAGGAGGACGAGGCGGACGGGGAACACAAUAUGACGCAGGAGAAGGAGCUGGCGAUGCUGGACAAGCUGCUGGAGAAGACGACGGGGGGACAGAACCAGGCGCUGAAGCAGACGAUGGUGUACCUGACGAACUUCGCGCGGUUCCGGGACCAGGAGACGGUGACGGCGGUGACGCAGCUGCUGGCGUCGACGGGACUGCACCCGUUCGAGAUUGCGCAGCUGGGGUCGCUGGCGUGCGAGGACGCGGACGAGGCCAAGACGCUGGUGCCGAGCCUGGGGAACAAGAUCUCGGACGAGGACCUGGAGCGGAUCCUGAAGGAGCUGUCGAACCUGGAGACGCUGUACUAG
Eremothecium gossypii ATCC 10895 is the source of this 579-nucleotide messenger RNA. RefSeq names its product DNA-directed RNA polymerase II subunit RPB4 (gene RPB4). Gene Ontology annotation, biological process: nuclear-transcribed mRNA catabolic process, deadenylation-dependent decay; transcription initiation at RNA polymerase II promoter; positive regulation of translational initiation. The record is from RefSeq and is marked provisional. Gene Ontology annotation, cellular component: P-body; RNA polymerase II, core complex. The transcript has a single exon. Gene Ontology annotation, molecular function: nucleotide binding; translation initiation factor binding. The coding region runs from base 1 to 579 and encodes 192 amino acids. Lineage: Eukaryota; Fungi; Ascomycota; Saccharomycetes; Saccharomycetales; Saccharomycetaceae.